AUGAGUAAGUUCCGAUGCCCUUAUCUCCGUUUACCUGAUUUCUCCACCCUCAUUUCUAAGAUUUUCAUCAGAAAUCUGUGGAGCCACCUCGUGUUCGCUUUGCCUAAUGCGAUAUAUCACUGCAGAAAUGCACGAAAAUAUCAGAAGAACUGAAUAUUUAUAAAUAUCAAUAACUUAUGCAACUGUGAUUGUUUAAACCAAUGUCUUUCAAUUAUUAUUCCCGCACUCGUGCUUGUCACAUGUUCACGCUGCCGGUGCUUCCUCUUGUUUUAUAGUCAGCCGUGCAUUUAAGCGUAAGUCCGCAUACAAACUCAUAAACCGUCGUUAUUGUUCGGUGGACUGGGCAAUUUUUUUGGUUGUUUGCGAGACUCCUGACCUGUCCAACACCUCACACAAACAUUUUUAUGCAUAUGACACCUGAUAGCAAUUAGUCGCCCUGGGCUAGACACUUGCCAGCCUGUUUGACUUGCGGGCUAGUGCAGGGCUGGUAACCUGACUGGCUGACAGUGCUCGGUCCGUGCGAUGAAAGGAGCUUUUCUGCUACGCCCCCCCCCCCCUUUGAUGCUCGCCCGAGUGCAUUGUGAAGGUCACGCCUGGGAGUCCCUUUGCGCGUACGCACGCACUUUGUUUGGAAUUUAGGCCCGUCUGUCGACUUAAGUCGCCUCGGGCUACAACUCCCUCAACUCUCCCGAGAAGGCGCGUCAACCUACUGUUCCCGUGUGGACACUAGGAUUGCUGAAAAAAAUCCAGUCGAUCGCAACACUAGCCCGCGACCGGGCUAGCCCUGGACGAGUAGAAUGUUACCAGGGACGUGAAUCGGCACGCUUCUCGCUGUCUUAACCGGCGCCAUAAUGACGUUUCUGUACCACAAAGUGCUAAUAAAUUGUUUAUUAUAUGCGUACCGCGGGGUUAAAAUUACCGAUAACUUGCCGCUGUCUGGGCCUGAGCUAAGAUCCCCGUGUGCAUUUUUUAUAUUUUUAGACGCAUGUGGAGUUCGCGGCAAAUAACUGUACUCUCAGCAGUAACGGCCUCUCUAAUUUACAUCUGGUCCCGAUAUCAUAAAAAGAAAAGGUCCGAGGAGGUGACUCAAUCUAUUAAGGUAGGCCUAUGCAUGGUUUAGGUUUGACUUUAUUGGCCUUUACAUGGUCGUGGUGCGUUUUGCUUAUUCACGUUAAUCUUAUUUGAUGUGCCCACCUAGCCGUCCAGUGUUCCAAAGUUUUCUUAAUCCACUAACCCGUGACAUCUUUGCCAUGAUGCUGUCACCAUGUGAUUCUUAAAUGGCCAAGUAAAUAUUUUGCGCUUGUUUUUGUAGGAAAAAGGGCACUGGGACAGGUGCAUUACUUUUUGACCUGAUUUUAACAACCUGAGGAAUUUUGGGACUGUUUUCCCUUGUAUGUAAGUAGAAACUAUGGCCUGAACUUUAUCUGUUUUUGUCAUUCAUGGCUGUCUGUAACGGUGCUGGACAGAAAGUCUGAAUCAGGUACACAAAAGUGAGCACUCAAUUCCCGAACGUUAAAGUUAAUUCGCUUGUAGCCCAUGCUAACUCAAUUUCCCUUGCUUCUUUUCUUCGACUUAUGCUUAGCUCGACGUCCAUAUGGGCGGUUCGGUAUCCGAUCUACCCCGAGAUUGACAGACGACUCGCGAAAGCCACUUGUCUACAAGGCUCCCGAGCGUUAGCAGAACGUACGUCGGUGCAGUGGGUCGUAGGUCGCGCUGAUAGUGCAUUAGUUAGCAUUUCGUGCGUUCGUGAUCCUUCCGUAUACUUGAACGUAUCAGGAAUCACGUUGUACGUGGUCAUGUAGUUAGUGUGGUAAACUGACGGCCAACCGACUAAGCCGGUCGUCACAGCACCUUUUUCAUCAGCUAUGUGCCUUCGUUUGUCGGGUGGUAGCUACUGUGCCGUUAUCCACGAAUAUUCUGGUGUUCUUAAAACCGAAAAAACAAGGAAAUUUAGCUUGGUAUUUCACUUAAAAAGAGCCUAAUGAUAGACAGUAUAAAACUUUGCCUAAGUUAUUUCGGUCUCCAUACGUCUCGAUACUUUGUGGUAACGCCUUAGUUUGAGACAAGUUACAGACUUCCUUGGUGAUGCGUCGCAUGUGCCUCAGAAGUCUCGUCUAUCCGGUUUAACGGCCUGACUUCUUGUGACAAGUGGUACUGGGAUUUACUAGUUACUGUAGCCAUUGCAUGUCACGAGCAUCUUGGACGCACCGGACGAAGGGAGUUAAGUCUAGUUGUUCUUACAGUAUAGAUUUUGAGGUCCUCCCAGAUAUCUUAAAAUAGUCAAUUUAAAUGCUAAGAAGUGCUUACUCGAACGAUUGAAGCCCUUCUGUAGACAGGUCUGCGAACGUUACAGACUGCUCUUGCAAGUCGAAAGCUGCGCUUUGUCCAGAGGUCCCAAGUUCCUGUCCGCAGCAUACCCAGUUGUUACUCUGAUUCGUUUCUACGAUGCCUCUCUUUUUACAUGUAUCAGAAAACAUCCCAAGGAAGUGCUCGACCUUCCCAGAACCCAUAAUGCAGUACAGCUGAAGGGCUUACCUGUGUCACCGUUCACUUGUCCCCAGAAUCUCUUCCGGUAUUCGCGGGUUACUAUAUUACCAUUAUAUCAACCUAUGUCGUCGUCCCGUCUUCGCCAUCGUCUUUUCAAAUUAGUGUCGAUGUCCUCCCUUAACGUCAUCGUAAGACCGUAUUCUGUUAUCACAGAGCGAUUAUGAAUCCACCAGAAUGCAUGUGUCUGAGUUGGAGGUGAUUGUGAAGAGCCAACAGCAUUGGUAUCCGCUCAGGCAUGCUGCCGGCUUCAAAAUACACAUUAGCUGGUCUGUAAGACCACGGGGCGUGCUCUCCCAGCCCAUCUUCAGAACAAGCUUUGAAAACUAAUAUACUGUAAUUCUCCUGUGGGCGAUCUCGGUCUAUCCUCCUUGACAAUACCUAUUAGGUCAUACCAUUAUAGCAUUCUCAACAGGAGUCGAGAGGCAUAUUUCGUCACACAUUCGUUGAGAGCGAUCUACCAUCUAAUGAUUAAAUUUCCACGGCGUGUCUACGCCGUCAUCCAUGUAGUUACCAUUUAUUGGAAGAACACCCUAUUGUCACAGUACUCUUGUUUGGCUUGCCAUACAUUAAACCGACUUACUAGCAAUUCAGUCACACUAAUUUGAAGCCUCUCACUUGCGUCCUUAUCAAGUUUCUCCCUCUGUUAACUUCUCACUGUACGAGACAUUUAGCAAACUCAAGUUUCAAUUGAAAAAUUAGUAAAGACUACGAAAAACGCUCGCACGCAGCUUUUACUUGAGAACUUGCAGAAUAACGCACACGUGUGCGCGCCCACACAAGCGCAACUUAUGGCUGUCGGUUAUCUGAUUUUCUCUAGCUCACCAUAGUAAUCGUGGUCGAUACCGAUAAAUCAGCUGUCAGCUAUUUCUGAUGACGCUACGUCCCCAGGUGCCGACGAAGACUCGCCGCUUUCAACUGUUAGAAGGAUCAAGAGUACAUUCUCAGUAUUCGGCACAUUUCCUUUUUCUGGGUGUCGGGUAGUCUUAUUCAUUGCAGAACCAAAUGCCUCCUUAACUUUCGCCGAGCCGUUCUAAACACAACGACUGUAAAUCGGUUUGCUGGUUGCCAUUUUAUCUUACCUUACACCUUUGUCAUAGAUGGGAAUUUCUUCGUAACCGAUACUGCCGCACAACGCCUAAGUCUUGGUGCACAAACUGUGAUCUAUCAAAUACGAGAGCUCUGCUCCCAUUCUUGCCCGCCAUGCUGCGAUACAAAGUGCGCGAGCGCUUACUAGACCUAGUGUCGGUAUCAAAUCCCAUGUAUAUAGGGCAAUCAAUGAUUUCGGGAGUUGCGUUUGUCUUCAGGAGGACUUACGACGCAAGAAUCUUUAGUCGCUUUUUCAUAGCCCGAUAGCCGGUAACGUGCGUCCGCUAAUGCAUGAAACCACAACUAUCUUUCGCAGUCAACAUGUAGUCGGCCUGUCCUAUUGCAGUCUGACUUUCUAGGCAGUGAAAUGUCGUUGGAUAGUUCCAGAUUAUAUAUGAUAAUCAUAUUCGCCCUAGCCAUUAAAAAGCCCUGAUAAAUGCCCAUGCAGACGUCUUUCUCCCUGGCGGACUCCGUGAGUCCCUCGCUCAACUGUUUCACCUGCCCCUACACUUCCGGUCUUUGCGAUACAUGCAUUCUUGUUUUAUUUCAGUGUGUACAAGAAAGCACGCUACCAGGCGAGUUCACCGAAAUUGUCGAAGUAAGCAAGUAUUUCCAAGUUAUUUAUUCCCUAGGACCUCUCUUGUCUACCCGAAGCAGAGGCUCAAACUACUUUGUGCGGAGAGACUGACAUCCAGGUAUGUCUUUUCUUUUAAUCCUUCAUUUUCAGGCCCCUGUGAGCAUAAUCAAACUCGACACGCAGCUGUGUGAGCAGUCGGCUGCCCCUCACGAAAAUAUAAUUGAGGAAACCAUCCUCCCUCAACACGUUGCUGCAAUGUCUUCGGUCCCCGACAGCACUGUAAAGGGUCUGGCUGCCCUUUCUAUGUCUGACAACCCCGAAGCGAACGUGAUUAGCACCGUCAACCAUGAAGACUGUGACAUGUCUGGUUCUGACAUGUCAGAAGAAGUUAUUACCCCGAACAGCUCUCGUACCGAGUCUACUGAGGAAGGCAAACCCUAUGAAUUUCCCGAGGGCAUCUUCGAUGACCCAGACCAUGACAUUGUCGAGGAUUCCCCGGAAGUUUUGGGUGGCAAAAAAAUACCAAGAGUCCUUGUCCCGAGCGAUCUUUGGGCUGAAGCUGUUGAGAAGGAUACGUGGCGCGAGACCUUUUAUGUCCCCGCAAGUAUGGGUGGUGUCUUGAUCGGUCGUUUCGGAAAGUAAGCCUUAUUUUGCACCUCACCUAUUCUACAGAAAUGUCCGUGAAUUGAAAAAUCAGUGGAAUGCUGAGUUCUCCCUUAACAUGUGCCCUGGAAGGCAGGACACUCUUCUACUGAAACUUUCCUGUCCCAUAGAGUAUAAGGAAAAUGUCAUCCACUGGAUCACCAGUAGGUUCAAAAUGCGCCCAUCGCAGACAACCAUUGGCAAUCCCAACCAAUUACGGGUAAAUAAUCCGAACUGACCUUUUUUCUUCGUAAUACUGCAUCCUGUGUGCUCUGGUCAAUACGCAGUUGCCAGCAAACCGCCAACGUCGGCUGUGUUUUGUGGUGUUUUUGAGCUUCCUUUUGUAGCAUUAACGCUCGGAUAGUCUGUGUCCUUUCAAAUUUUGUCCCUUGUUCGGUGCAUCGAUUUAUACCGACCGGUCUUUAAUUGCAGACAUAAUUAGUGGAAGGCUUAACCGCAAUCGGCGUGACUGAAUCAACCUUCCAUGAUAUUGGUUCUAAAAUUACUUCCUCAUUAUGCAUGUUUAAGCGACUUCAGAAUGCCUUGAGUUCAUAUUGGGUAUACUUGUCAAGUUUAUUGACGGGCUGGAAGCUAUCGCGGUGCGCUAAAAGUCGUGGCUUAAAAGAUUGCCAACUGACGGGAUAACUUGGACGUCGCAGUCGACCGUGUGUUUGUUUGGAGUGGCCGACUGCUGGUCUGCGAGGCAGGCUGCAAUGGCUCCUUAAUGUAGCCUUUGUGGCACUCCCACUCCGUGGGAUCGGAGCCGGACGUGGCGGCACGCUUAGGUGCGGCUUCGGCGGUACCAGCCAUCAUUCUGUUUGUAAUUUGUCAAAAACCUGGUCAUUUGUUGUGUGGACCAGGGGGUGUGGUGGAACGCCAAGGUGAGGAUCCGUCCGAGCCAUUCACCUACGCCCUCCCACGUCUCCGGUCUUCUUGACUCUGUCUUGACACCGGGUCCAUGUGGGGGAGGGGGAGAGAGUUGGGUAGAUGCUGCGCAAGUCACCUUACCUGCUCUGCCUUGCUGCGAAUCACACGGUGGACAUCGUCGGAACCGGCGGUCGAACUAUCAGGUAGAUCACAUCCCGUCCAGAGACUACUAUUAAAGCCGAGCCGCUUAUCUGACCUAGUCGACAAUCUCGUUAACUUCUCAUACUUGCGUUUAUACUGAUAUGAGCACUACUUUAGCCUACUGCGAUCCAGACUGUAACACGUUUUAAUGUGUCCCUACAGUUUGAGUUUGGCCCCCGGCAAAGUAGCUGUGAUCUACUGUCUUUCACUGUUCCAACUUGUUACACCAAUAUCAAUCGGGCUGCGGUUCAAGCAGGAUGGCAAUGUUCAUCCUCCAGCUGAUGGAUGCUGCGAGCGAACCGUCUUAAGCCGUGAUUUUUCGCGGCCACCUGCAGCGCUCCAGACCGAUGAUAAAGUUUCACGCCCAAGUCACCACCUGCGGUUUCUUUCAAAGGCGGCAAUUGUCAACCGUCUCGAAGUGUUACAGGUCCGCAGCCCUAAGGCGUGUUUUGCAGUCAACUCUUACUAGCUUCGACGGUAGUUUAUGACACCCGGGCUUUAGUCUCCUGCCAAAGCUCGUUCCCAAAUCGUAAGUACUCCUGAAAACGGCGGAACACGAUACGUGCCAAUUGUAUGUCCCGAUUUACUGUCUGUCAAAAUUGUUGCCAAUGUCAUAGACAAGUAGAAUAUAUGUUCAAUUGCCUUAAGAUGUUUAACGUGAAGCUAAUUAGCAAUAAUUAGCCUUAUGAGCUUUUAGAUUUCAACUCACCCUGGGAGUCCAGCGACUCCGUAUUCUAUGGCGGACUGCGUUUCCUUCAGAGAUUUCAAACAGAUCUAAAACACCGCAGUAUGGGCGUUUACCGACUCUGUUACGUGACAUGUUCGUCCCGUAACGGUGGACGCCCAUGCUACGGCAUUAAAUAUUCCCUAUCUUAACCGACAGGACAGCGGGCCCAUGACUCCAUUAUAGUCCGCCAGGCUUGUAAAUGCCAAAUGACCAAAGAAUCUGGGUCCGAAUCGCAAGUUCUGUAAAUGCGGGGUCGGGUGUGACUGGCGACGGUUUCUAAGUCAGAAAUGGCCAUCCAUACCUCAUGUCUUUGUCGGUAACCCUCCCUCAUCAUCACUGAACCUGGAACAUGCUGCCGCAUGCUUGUCAAGCUCUGUGACCGAAACGGUGCAUGCCGCUUGGUUACAAUAAAGUGAUAAGACGGCGUCUCCUUGGCGGGCACCAGCCUUGUCAUCCCAGUCCUCGCCCGUUUACCGUUUAUCGGUUUCAGUAACGUACUGCCAGCCUUCUUUCGAGGAACACUUCUGUUAUUCAAUUCAAGCGUUGUGCACAAGUAAAGAUAAGUAAAAUGGUCCUCUAAUGAGGAUUGUGUUGCCGUUUUAUCAUAAUUUCAUUCACCCAACUCCAAUCAACAGUCUCGAUGCUACCGUAGACCACUUUGCCUGGUAAACCUGAGAAUUUCUUAUGACGGAUUUUAGCGUACUCUACCACUCGGUGAUGUCACGCCAGUCCGUGUUCGGAGUCUUUAUGGACUGAAGGAGUUUUUCGUCACUAUAAAGGACAAGGAGUUCGACCGCUACGUGGCCAUGCAGGAGGAGCUUGACAAAGACUACGCCUCCCUGAACAGUUCCAGGAUGCAGCUUUAUGAGCCAGUUACCUCGGGAACUGUAGCUGUGCUUCCACACAAUUUCGGAUUUGCACGUGCGUUAAUUCUAAAGGUCCUCCUGACCUGGCCGCGUCAGGCUGUUUGCUUCCUUCUGGACCACGGCACCUUUGGUGUUGUUGCUCUCUCAGAGCUACGCAAGAUCAAGUAGGUUCUUGACCCCUUUUAACAUGCAAUCCACUUGAUAUCUGGCGGGUUCCACUCAACGUUAUCAAUCACCCGUAAUCCAUGCACAUGGCCUGUUUUUUCUGUUGGGGGAGGGGAGGGGGAUUACUUGCUAGCCAAACAGUGUGCUGACGACCCACUCCUGUAUCACUCACUAAGUCUUUUGCCGUGAGUUCUCGGCCAUCUUUCAAACUAAGUUUGUUGAAUGAAGGCCUGUCAGCAGCUAGUUCGGUAAUCUGCCGCGACCGAACAAUAAGUGAACUUUUAACCAUGACCGUCAAUAUUUCUGUCGUUCUCGACUAACACGGUUGUUUGGAGGUAUUCGCUGAUUCCUAACUUUGGGAACCUCGGUUUUGUAUGGGUUUUGUCGACUGAUCGUGUAGUAUAUUGAGUACGAAUAAGCUCUUUGGUACAUUGCUCUUUAAGUUCAAAACAACCAGGUGGUUUUCUGUCCUGGUCGUCGUCACUCUGCCGCUAUACUUUUUAACACGCAGCAGUAAAAAAGAGCGUCGAUGCUUAUCUCAUGUGUCCGUUAAACUUAGUAGGUCGCGACCCUGAGCCUUACGUCAACGCUUUGAAGGGUUUGGACAUGUGGCCUCCAUUCAUGCUCCUAAGUCGAAACUAACGGCGACAUAGCCACAUUUUCACUCUAACACUUUCCCGCAUUUUCCGUAUUAACUUACCGUGUGGUAUUGAGAUUUCGAACCCAUUUUGGAUGAUAGUAGACAGCACUUCGGAUUUGUUCGUACUUCCUAGAUGUUUUGGCAGAUUUUGAAUGGUUCAUAUUGACCCAACUGUAGAAGAAACUCGGUGCUUCGGUGGGAUUCGAACCCACGACAGCAAGGGGAAGGCCAACGCUCUAGCCGCAUGAGCUAGAGCGUUGGCGUGGGUUUCUAAUCCCACCGAUGCGUCGGGUUUUUUACAGUGGGGUCAAUAUGAAUUGUUUGUAAUUGAUAGCGUACUUUUCUGCGUUUCUCCCGUCCCCCAUUGCUCCUUUGAAAGAUGCAGUGUUAUUAUAUGCGGUGUCAUGAAGCAACCCUUAGCAGUGCACGCAAAACGUGGUGAGUUGACGUUGCCAGAUAAAAUUACCUUGACAUCGAACAUAACUUCUCCUUCGGCUCCGUUUUGCCAUUGCGUAUAAGUGUACUAAUUUUGUGUUUUAGAGCGAAGUACAUGAGAGUUCCCUUCCAGGCGAUUCAUGUGAGUUGGGCCCACGCCUUGCCUGUUUACUGCGACGUACCGGAUCUGCAUAUUCUCCGUACCUUCUUUUCUUCGAACAAAACUUAUGCUUACGCCGUCCGAAGGGAAACCUGCUGCAGGGCUUCCGUAGCCUUUCUCGAACAGGUAUCGGACAAAAAGCCACCUUCAUACAUUGACAAGCUGGCUUUGGCUUGCCAAAGUGGACUGUACAUGGUCAGUCCUCUGGGUCUAUUCCCGAGCCGCCAGAUGUGGGUGAACCGAACUAAGACGCCCUAUUACCCAUGCCCACAUAGUGAGAUUGACUACACUCAACUUGUUGAAUAUUACUCCGACGAGUCAUAUGGCGCACCGCAGCCCCUCGCAACUGGCCAGUCUCAAAACAUGCCCGGCAAGGAAGUUAAACCACUCAACAGCAACAAUGCAAACCGCGCCCCUAACAAUACCGGCAGAGGCCGAGGCUUCCGUAGAUUUGCCGGACAAGCGCGCCGAUUUCGGGCCCCCGGCAACGCCAACCAAAACACUAGUCAGGCUGGUGAGCCUGUAGGAAAGGUUACACGUAGCAGUUCAGAGGCCAAACCAAAACAGCAUCAACAACAGACUGAAACGGUCGACGAACAGUCUCGGAAAGCCAAACCCUCGAACAACGCGGGCCGCAAGACUUAUGCCCAAAAGCGCACCAACCAACCCAAUAAAGCAUCGACCCCAGCAUCUGCACCAUCGUCCUCGACACAGAAGGUUUGUGAGCCCACCGAGAAGCACCGAGAGCAGACCCUUGUCACGUAA
This is a messenger RNA of Spirometra erinaceieuropaei, 9678 nucleotides long. NCBI's taxonomy places the organism in Eukaryota, Metazoa, Platyhelminthes, Cestoda, Diphyllobothriidea, Diphyllobothriidae. The record is from the annotation of a GenBank genome assembly.